AUGGUACUAACGAGAAACCAACAGGAAGGACAUGCUCAACAGGGAGGAACCUCUCGGCAACAGUUGGAGAGUGUUACACCAGAUGAACCAACACCUGAAGUUGUGAUGCAAGAAGGAACUGACGAGAGUCUCUUAGCUGUACUAAGACAGCUCAAAGCAGAAAUGACGGAGAUGAAGAGGGAGAGAGAAAAGGAUGCACUGGAUCUCUCGGCUCUAAGAAAGGAAAAUGUUAACUUGAGAGAAGAAAUAAGAACACACAUCCCUUCCCAAACGACACCCUUCGUCCAGGAUCAAGGGGAAUCCUCGGCGUUGCAGGAGAAAUCAAAGCAGGUCGGUUUGUACACCGAGAACGAUUCUUUAUGGUGUAGGAUUUUUCCCACCUCACUUCGAGGACCAGCCCUUAGUUGGUUCACCGGACUUCCUCCUUCAUCCAUCAACUCUUUUGCAACCCUCACAAGACGGUUCAGCUUGCAGUUCGCCACAAGCCGACCUCAUCCCUUAACAUCCUUGGCGCUGGUCAAUAUUAGGCAAGAAAAGGGAGAAUCACUUAGAGCAUUCAUGGAGCGCUUCGGCAAAGUGAGCCUUUCGAUCCAUAACUUGGAACUAGCAGUGGCUAUGCACCACCUCACAACAGCCUUUAAGCCAGGACCUUUUGUUAACAACAUCUGCAAGAAACCACCUGCUGACCUAGACGAGUUGAGAAGUCGGGCUGCAAAGUAUAUGCAGAUAGAGGAAUUGUUCGAGUACCGAAACCAGGUACGGAUGGACCGGGGGUCCAAUUCAAAAAAUACAGAUAGGAGAGAAACUUUCAAGUCUAGGCAGGAAAAUAAGGAGAAAAGAAAUGAACUUGAAAGGCCGCUUAGGGGACCCAAAUAUCCUUCCUACACUACGCUCAACACUGAUCGGUCUAGAGUACUUGAUCAGGCAUUGGCCACAGAAAUACUGAAAAUGCAUAGACGCGCCAACACUCCUCCUCGGGCAGAUAAAAGCAAGACAAACCUCGUCGGUCAAUCCAAUAGAGGAAGAGACCGUUACCCUGAGUCAUCAAGGAGAUACGAUGACAAAAGACUUGAACGACAGAAGAGUAGAUCUAGGGAGCCCUCAACUAGACGAUACGAUGAACGUGAGAAGUAUCCUAAAAGGGUCAUUAAUACCAUAGUUGGAGGGUUUGCCGGUGGAGGACCUACCCAUUCGGCCAGAAAGAGACAUUUGAGACAAGUCAGAUCAGUCAACAAUAUCUCACUUGGUAGUAGGAUUCAGAUCCCCCCUGUUACAUUUACUGAUGAAGACUUUCAAGGAGUGGACCCUGUAAAAGAUGACCUAAUGGUGAUAAGUAUAGACAUUCUCAACUGCACUGUCUGGAAAACACUCAUUGAUCAGGGGAGUUCAACCGACAUCCUCUACUGGAAUACUUUUAAGCAACUUGGAAUACCAGAAGAGGAACUCAAAGAAUACCAUGAACCCCUAGUCAGUUUUUCAGGAGAACGGGUGGAGACUCAUGGGUGUAUUGACCUUUACACGUCAUUUGGAUCAGAGCAUGAAGGAAAGCGCAUCAAGGUCACGUAG
Molecule: messenger RNA, 1566 nt
Organism: Abrus precatorius (Indian licorice)
Lineage: Eukaryota; Viridiplantae; Streptophyta; Magnoliopsida; Fabales; Fabaceae
Exons: 3
Coding region: 1-1566 (521 amino acids)
Source: RefSeq, a predicted model, not a curated record